Exophiala spinifera is the source of this 1806-nucleotide messenger RNA. RefSeq lists its product as uncharacterized. NCBI's taxonomy places the organism in Eukaryota, Fungi, Ascomycota, Eurotiomycetes, Chaetothyriales, Herpotrichiellaceae. The record is from RefSeq and is a predicted model, not a curated record. Gene Ontology annotation, biological process: tRNA methylation. The transcript has 2 exons. Gene Ontology annotation, cellular component: tRNA (m1A) methyltransferase complex; nucleus. The coding region runs from base 1 to 1806 and encodes 601 amino acids.
AUGGCAUUUUGCAGUAUCGAGCCUUUUCAGUAUGUGGCUCUCCGGCUACCCUCUGAUCAGAUCAGAGUCGAACAAAUACUCCCCAACACCCUCAUAAAUCUCGGCAAAUAUGGAUCGUUCCAUUCGAACCAGAUCAUUGGCCGUCCUUACCACUUGACUUUUGAGAUUGUCGACCGCUCCGAGGCAAAAGACGGCAGGGAACUACGGAUCGUCCCAGCCGCGGAACUGCACGCCCUUGCCCUCGUGGAGCAGGCGGAAACAGAGGACGUAUCAACGCCUGGCGACGAGACGCCAGCACAAGGAACGCCAAAAUCCAAUGUCAACACGCACGAUGACCCGACCAAUCAGAAACUGACCAUGGCCGAGAUCGAAGCACUCAAGCAGAGCGACAUGGGCAGUGGCAAGGAGUUGAUCGAGAAGAUCAUGCAGUCCCACUCUACGCUCGAUCAGAAGACGGCGUUUUCUCUCGCCAAGUACACGUUGCGCAAGCACAAGAAGUACCUGAAACGGUUCUGCGUGCUACCCUUGGACGUCUCCAGGAUGGUGGACUGGAUGAUGGCCGAUCGAGAUUUCGCGCGAGUUAUGGAGAUGAGGAAUGAGGCAAUAGGGCUCGUGGGUUGCUGGGCCAAUGUCCACGCCAGCGGACAGGAAGAACAGUUCUUUCCUGAGGUCCCCCCCGCAUCGCGCUACCUGAUGGUCGACGACUCGGGCGGGUUACUGGUUGCGGCUAUGGCCGAGAGGAUGGGCAUUCUGCACCAGACUAACUACGAAGGAGUAGAAGUUACUACUGAUACGGACGGCGAUGUUGAUGGUGAUGGUGACGACAAUCAUCAUCCUGCUGAGCACCCACACCCCCACCAACAACCGGAGUCUCAUAAACAGACCCAAACUCAAACUACACUCCCGCACAAGCCCAGGAGGCAGCAAUAUCGACUCGACGCCAUGAGCGCCACCUCCAACCACAUCACCGUGGUGCAUGCCAAUCAGCAACCCAACCUGGCGCUUCUCCGAUAUUUUAAUUUCGACUUCAACAACCCCACCUCCUCCCACCCUCUGUACACUAAUCUCAAGACCCUCUCCUGGCUCCAACUCAUAGAUCCAGAUUCCGACACCACCUACCAAGAGCCCGAGGUCGUGCCCGCCGAAGAGCUUGCAAAGGCAAAGUCGAACAAGCGGAGUGCCUACUACCGCAAACGCCGGCGCUGGCAGAGGGUCAAAAAGGUCAUAGACGAGACCCGAGAGGGCGGCUUCAACGGUCUCGUAGUGGCGAGCCACACGGACCCCACGUCCAUUCUUCGACAUCUCGUCCCUCUCCUGGGAGGCGGUGCCCAAGUCGUGGUAUACUCGCCCAACGUCGAGCCGCUAGUCAGUCUAGCCGACUACUACUCGACAGCGAGAAGGACGGCUUAUCUAGGAUUACCGGAGGACGAGCGGCAGGUGCCUUCCGAGGAUUUCCCCGUCGACCCAACGCUCCUGUUGGCUCCGAUGGUGCAGACGGCACGAGUCAGAAAUUGGCAGGUCUUGCCAGGUCGAACGCACCCGCUGAUGACAAGCCGUGGUGGAGCAGAGGGAUACAUAUUCACGGCUACGAGAGUUUUGCCCGCCCAGGGUAAAGUCGAAGCCAGAGGACGGCCGCCACGAGGAAAGAAAGUCAAGCCCGAUACGGCCGACACCCCAAACUCAACUGUUGAUGACCCGCCCCAGUCACCGCUGAAGAAGCAGAAAACGGAAAUUGGAAAUAAUCUUGACGAGACGGUCCAAGCACCUGCUGAACCCUUGCAGCCAGGGGCAGACGUAGAAACGUAG